This is a messenger RNA of Trichophyton benhamiae CBS 112371, 1323 nucleotides long. RefSeq lists its product as uncharacterized. The transcript has 4 exons. The record is from RefSeq and is a predicted model, not a curated record. Lineage: Eukaryota; Fungi; Ascomycota; Eurotiomycetes; Onygenales; Arthrodermataceae. The coding region runs from base 1 to 1323 and encodes 440 amino acids.
AUGAACGGCAACAAACAAACAAACAACAGACUGGCUAAUGCGGAGAGGACUAGAUACAAGUUCAAGCAGGAGAAUGUCUUUCGCAGCAGCCAGCAGAGCCAGCAGAGCCAGUCGAAGAGCCUGACGACCAGGAAGAAGCCCGCCGUCGGCCAGUUACCGAAUUUCGAGACCCUCGUCUUUGUCGAAGAGAUCCCCCGGGUGCCUGUUAACGGGAUAACAGCGCUGCGGAACAGCUUUAUCGAGACGAUGAAGCCGACGACCGACUUGAGAUACAACCUCGCCUGGUCCUUUGGCGGCUUUCUGGUGGACAUCCCACGGCGUCUGGGGGUCAAUGAAGCCCUGGACUCGGCGGUGCAGGUGCUGGUUGAUUCGCAUCAGGACUUCUGCGCCGGGCUGGGAGUUACUUCGCGAGUGCUGGUAGGAUACUCCAGAGCUCUCAGGAUGCUCAGAUCGUACCUCAACGACCCAGUCAAGGCGCGAACGUCUGAGACUCUCUGCUCGGUCAUGGUCUUGCUGAUGUGCCAGCGGUUUAUCGGUAUCACUGAGGGUGACUUUACGGGCCACUGCGAAGGAGCCGCCCAGUUGUUAAGGGCUAGAAGAUACUAUGAUCCAAACGACGAGUUCGAAAGCAAACUAGUCCUCUCACUGCGAGGGCCGGUGGUCUUUGAGGGACUUCUCAACCAAAAGAUCCAGUUUACUCCCGAAGAAUGGAAAACCCUUGUGGAAAACCAUCUUGACGGAGUAACUCCCGAAGGCAGGAUGAUGCGUGGUGUUGCCAAAGUGCCAGGCCUCCUGAACCGAGCCAGAAAGGCCCGCAAAGACGGAGUGACAGACGAGCAUCUGCUAAUAGAUGCAUUGGCAGCAUACCACAUGGCAAAAGGGGCGGCAGACGAGCUACGAGAAAAGUACAAGAAGGCCGGUCUUCCCCCAAAGGGCGAGUUUUCGUUCAAGGACCCUAUUGUUAUGGCCCACUCGUUCUACCAGCGCUCCUUUGGCCUCAGUCUUACCGUCGUCAUCAUUCUCAGUUGUGUGGUUACUGGAAUCGACCCGGGCAACGCUGUUGUGGUAGACCCGUCAAUAUACAUUGACGAGAUACUUGAAAUUGCGGGCUCUGCGAUGAUAUACAGGCCGCUGGCGGCAAGCUUCGUGCCCAUGUGUUUAAUGAUGGCGUGGAUAUCUACUGGGGACCUGGCAAGAAGGAAAACCAUUGAAGCUGCUCUAAAGGCAUACGAGAAUGACUAUGCAGAAGGACAGGCUGUAGUAAUGACUCCGAAGGUCGAACAGAUAUCUCGCAUGCUACGAUUAGUCGACUUGGACGUUUGA